AUGGUGACUCGAAUAGUUCGAGGGUUCAGUAGCUGGAGCAGACCACGGUAUGCGCCGAUAAACUGGCGUUUAACAACCACGCUUCCUGCCCCCACCUUCGACACUGGCUGCACAUUCUGCGAGCCGACAUUUCCACCAGACAAGCAGAUCAACUUUGACCAGCCGUUGGACCGCAGCGGCGCCAUCCCCACCAAGCAUGUGAUGCUGUUGACUACGCACGAUAACAAGAUGGACGAGUUUCCCUCGAGGAUCGAAGACUGGCAAGGCACGCUAGCUCACGAGGUCAAGCAACUCAAAGCACAAAUACCGUUAGCGGAGGGCGUGUCAGUGUCCAGCAUUGUAUUGGACCACCACCAAAGUGUUUUACUCCGUUAUGGCGUCACCAAACUGCUGGAUCAAUUGGUGUUUCUCUACCCUGAGAUGAAGGCGAUUAAAUUCGACAUCAGGCACACGGACCAGUUUAUGCAGAAAUACUUGUCUUCGCCCACUCCGCAUAAAGUAUACAACCCAUUUGUCAAGUCUACCGGCACCACUGAAGGGCGUGCCAAAAUUGCAGUAGACGAUGCCAAUUUCACUGAAAUGGAGUUGGAUAAAGAUUUGAUUGUCACGUGCGGCCAGACCGAGCGAGAUAUACGAUGUGGCAUAUUAGGACCACUCAUAACGGAAGAGUUCGACAAGGUGUUGACCCAGGAGGGGUUGAGGCACGAGUGCUAUGUGGGGCAAAUCACCCACAUUGGAGGCCACGCGUUCGCGGGCAAUGUGCUUUACUACCCUCGCCAUUGCGAAAGUAGCCGGGACUUUAUCUGGUACGGACGCGUGUUUCCCAAGGAUGUGCAGGGUUUAGUUGAGGAAACGGUGAAGGAGAAGAAGAUUGUUGCUGGUUUGUUCCGGGGUGAUUUGAGCCGGUAUGAAAAGUGA
This is a messenger RNA of Lodderomyces beijingensis, 918 nucleotides long. The record is from the annotation of a GenBank genome assembly. NCBI's taxonomy places the organism in Eukaryota, Fungi, Ascomycota, Pichiomycetes, Serinales, Debaryomycetaceae.